This is a messenger RNA of Formica exsecta, 7307 nucleotides long. RefSeq names its product neuroligin-4, Y-linked-like (gene NLG-4). The coding region runs from base 1493 to 3928 and encodes 811 amino acids. The record is from RefSeq and is a predicted model, not a curated record. Lineage: Eukaryota; Metazoa; Arthropoda; Insecta; Hymenoptera; Formicidae. Gene Ontology annotation, cellular component: postsynaptic membrane; synapse; cell surface. Gene Ontology annotation, molecular function: signaling receptor activity; neurexin family protein binding. The transcript is spliced from 13 exons. Gene Ontology annotation, biological process: synaptic vesicle endocytosis; postsynaptic membrane assembly; neuron cell-cell adhesion.
CGAGAAUGGAGGCUCUGGCGUCGCGUUGCGCGAGAGCUUGCGGAGCUUUCCAUUCCGGUACCGUAGUCCGUCUCGCGAGCUUCGCGGCGACGUAACACACGUCGUAUAGUGCCGGUUUAACGUCGCAAGUGCCGCCCUUCAUCGUCACUACGGGGGUGGUGACGGCCUGGUCCUCUUGGGGGUGUCUAUACGUGGUGGUUGCCGAUAAUUUGGGCGUCGCGUCGCCGACGCUGCCGUUGAUCGUCAUGCGAUCAUCGAGCGAGAUGCGCGUCGUCGCCACCAGUCCCGCGAGGGUUGGAACAUCCCCACGAACUCACUUCCGGUAAACGCGGACCGGAACACGUAGAUCGCGCUAUUCGAAUGUCCGGCGUUGACGUUUGUUGAGAUGUAAUACAGUGCUGUUGAAGAAGACGUCGACGGAAUAAAAGAGGAAGGGGUUCGAUUGGCGUGGUCAUGAGAAUUGUGGAGACUAUUCGAAAGCUUCGAGUAUCUUAAUAUAUCAAAAAAUUGUGGACUGAGAUGUAUAAUAAUUAGUUUUAAUUGCUUAAAAAAAGCCAAAACUGAUUUAAAAAAAAAUAAAAUAAACGAUAGCAACGAAAAUUUAAAUAUAAACACAUAUAAAUACAUAUUUUUGCCGGCAAAGACCUGUUGUGCGAUUAAUGAAACGUAAUCAAAUUUAUGUAUCGGUGAUGUCAAAUCGUUUGGAAAUUUAACCGUGAAUGAGGAAUAAUUAAAUCGUGCGGAAGGUAAAAUGUGUUAGGAUAAAGAAGAUUCAUCGCGUCGUAAAUCUGUGCAGUGUGUAGUUUGAAGAUUAAUCAAAAAAGUUCGCGUGUUAAUUUAACUCAACUUUCGGCUAUAUCGUCUCGGUCAUAGGAACAAAGUGAAAUUGCAUUUGUGUGUGCGUUUAGUGAUUAUUGGGAAAAAAAUGUGCCGAUUUUUCUCAGUGCGCAAAGUCUCUUUUGAUUUCAUCGAAUGGAGUCCUUGUUCUUGAACGGACACUGCGACAAAAAGAAACGAGAAUUGAUUACAAAUUAAAUUAAGUAUUAGAAAAAAAAAAAUCACGUAAUUGGUUGCAUAAAACAAUCGAUGACAAGAGGAGGAUGUACAGAAAUUUCGCAAAUUAUAAAUUGCGGAUGUCGCGUUCGAGACAUAUAAUAGUUACAAAACUGAUAACUCAUUAUCAGCAAUUAAUAAUUAACUGUUUUUAACAAACAAGUAUAUUAAAAAGAAAAAAAUGCCAGGAGACAUUCUGGAUUGAGUCUGUGCCGCUAUCGUUUGAUAAUCCGAGAAGUCCCACAGAGAGACGAAAGGCCUAAUCAAAGUCAUGAUUCGCACAAAUGAUAGGUUCACCGGGACGGCGGAAACUCGACGGCAUCGCGAUUAAUCGCGCGGGCGUAAAUGAGAGACGAUCGUCGCGGGACGCGGAGGUGAUCCAUAGAUCGUGUCGGGCGUAAUCGGUUGCGGUUAGCGCGGGCGAGAGGUGGGUGGCAAAAUGGAACUCUUCCCGGUCCUCAUUUACCUGAUCGCCCUGCCGCCCGCCCUCUCGCUCUCCAUCAAGAGCAAGCUCAAUCCGCGGAUCGUCCAGACGCGCUACGGCGAGGUGCAGGGUGUCACGAGGUCCUUCGAGUACGCCAAGUAUCUCAAGCCCAUCGACGUCUACCUCGGAAUACCGUACGCCACACCGCCGGUCGGCAGCAACCGCUUUUCCCCGACGAGAGCGCCGAGUCCUUGGGAGGGAGUAAGAUUAUCGGAAUCGGUAAGUCCGGUCUGCCCCCAAAAGCUGCCGGACAUUGCAAACGAGCAGGAAGCGCUCGAGCGGAUGCCUAAGGGAAGACUAGAGUAUUUGAAGAGACUGCUGCCUCAUCUGCGCAACCAGAGCGAGGAUUGCCUUUAUCUGAACAUCUACGCACCCGCUAUGGGCAUGGCGGAGGGCGGCAAGAAGCAUCCGGUGUUGCUGUACAUUCACGGCGAGAGCUACGACUGGGGUAGCGGAAACCCCUACGACGGUAGCGUGCUAGCCAGCUACACCGACCAAGUGAUCGUCACCAUGAACUACCGGCUGGGCGUGCUCGGCUUCCUGAACGCCAACGUGGCGCCGCAGACCAAGGCGAGGGUCGCGAAUUACGGCCUCAUGGACCAAAUUGCCGCCCUUCACUGGGUCAAGGAGCACAUCGCCCGUUUCGGGGGCGAUCCCGAGAAUGUCACCCUUAUGGGCCAGGGCACCGGGGCCGCCUGCGUGCAUUUUCUCGCCAUCAGUCCCACCGUCGUUCGGGGUAAGCCUCUUUCAAAAAAGGCUGAACAUGGUGCACCAAUUACUAGCAACAACAAAUACGAUCUAUUGUUUGGUGUGACAACGAGCGAGGCAUUAUGGAAGUUUGCGGAGAAAGAUGUCUUGCAAGGAUUCGAGGGAGAGAGAAGAGACAGGAUCAUCCGCACGUAUGUGAGGAAUGCCUACGUCUAUCAUCUCACUGAGAUAUUUUACACGGUGGUGAACGAGUACACCGACUGGGAACGAACGGUUCAACAUCCCGUCAACACGAAGGAUGCAUGCGUGCAGGCGUUGAGUGACGCGCAGUUCGUGGCGCCGCUCGUACAGACCGGGGAUCUCUUCACCCUGAGGCAUACCAAGAAACCGAACAAUCCUCACAUAGCGCCGAUUCCCGACAGCGAGGAGGAACCGAUGCCCAAGACCUACUUUUACGUAUUCGACUAUCAGAUAAAGGACGGUGAUUAUCCCCAGAAGAUGGGCUCGGUGCACGGCGAAGAACUUCCAUUCGUCUUCGGGGCGCCGUUGUGGGUGGAGGGAUUUGGCCAUUUUCCGAAAAACUACACGAGACUGGAGAUGGCACUCUCGGAAAGUAUCAUGCAGUAUUUCGCCAACUUUGUGAGAACCGGAAAUCCGAACAUUAUUGAUCAUCAUGGGAGAAACGACACUCUUUUACCAGCUAGUAGAGAAAAGAGUCGGUUUCGCAGUUUGUCCUGGGAACAGUACGAUCCAGUGCAUCAAAAAUACUUGGAAAUUGGAAUGAAACCGAAGAUGAAAAAUCACUACAGAGCGCAUCAGCUGUCGGUCUGGCUGCGCCUCGUCCCGGAGCUUCAUCGUGCCGGAAUGGAGGAUGUCGAUUCCAGACAUAACUUGUUCCGUGGCCAUAGCGACCCCAGUCUGUACGACGGUUCCGUGAGACCGGAUCCUCUCAGCAGGAUCAGCGAGGAAUUCAAGAGGAAGAACCUUAGCACGGAUCCGCCGACCACGACGGAUUACAGCAUCACUACGUGCGUCAGCCUUAUCCCGGGCACCAAUCUUCAGAACGUCCAUAACGCCAGCACUGACACCUUAGCCAGUCUAGACGCAGCUGGUUACGCAGCGUAUUCGACGGCUUUGAGCGUGACAAUUGCAAUCGGCUGCAGCCUGCUGAUCUUGAACGUCCUGAUAUUCGCGGGUGUCUAUUAUCAGAGAGACAAAACGCGGCUCGAGGUGAAGAGCCUUCAGCAGCAACAAAUGUUGAAUCAACAAUGCGGUCCUCGUGGUUUCACCGAACUGAAACAACCGCCGCCCCCGCAUUCCCAUUACGCCGGUAGUGGCCAAGUGAUUGUUGACGUUGAAAAUGAAAUGUUAAGAAGAAACGUAAUGAAAGGGCCUUCUAACGAUCCCGGCGCUCCUUUCCAAGGCCAAGGAACUCAUACACUGCCUCAUCAACAUCAUUACCAGAAACAUCAACAGCAACAUGCUACCCUUCCCCGAGCAUCAGUUAUUCAAGACUUGAACACGCAAACUCAAGGUCCUCCGAACGGAUCUAUACAUCUGACGGUUCCGCGAGCUCCACCGCCACCCAGGGCGAAGAGUCCGCCAGAGAAUCAGCCUCUUCUGCAAAGCGCGACGGUCUCGAGUCGCGUGUCCCAGGCGACGAUGAGCGAGAUGCGAGUGUGAUGCUUGGACCCCCCUCCGAAGCCAGUCGUCCCAGAUGUCCUCACGGCGUCGACCUUGCUGUAGGCAAGUUUCGCCGCGAACCCCGUCGUGGUGGCCCUAAAGUAGCUGUCAACUGGCUUCGAUGGGUCGACGCAGGAUAUUCCGGGGAACGUGAACUGCGGACGAACGGAGGGGGGUGCUGGGGAAGAGAUUCCUCACCGCUGAGGGGUGGUCGAGCCAAGAUUGCGUCUACCGAACACAAAAGAGAGAGAGAGAGAGAGAGAGAGAGAGAAUACCGAUCGAAAUGCGUUAUUACGAAUUUAGAAAUGCAGAGAUCAUAUACUGUGUGAGCCGAAAGGAUACAAAUUAAAUACGUAGAUUUUAAAUCUGUCUUGCAAUUCUUAUAAAUUUCUCUUCUUGGAUUAGAAAAUAAAUACGUAUACAACAUACCCCCGUAUAACGCAGAGGAUAUGUUUCGCGUUAUACGAUUCCGUGUUAUACGACACUCUCUCAUGAGUUGUACAAAGUUUGAAAAUAUGUCGUUUAUUUAGGAGGAAAGAGGCAAAAUUUUUCACAAAAUUUGUACAUUGUCCACCGCGUUAUAUCGGGGCGAUUUACCAUGUUAUACGAGGCCUGUCACAAUUUAUUUUUUCUUUUUUUUUUUACCGCGUUAUAAAAAUAUGUAUUGCCUCUGUAACACGUGGGCUUACUGUAUAAAACUUAGAGGAUGCAUUUCUACAGAACAAAGAUAGAUUCUUAAAAUUCAAAUUUACUAAAAUUAUAAUUUUACACAAUCAAAGUAAUUAAUAAGAGAAUACAGUUUGCGAAAAUUUAAAUUUAAAAGAGUUUUAAACAAAAAAAAAAAAUCUUCGAUCUUAAUAAUCAUUAAUUGAAUCACGAUAAAUAAAAGGAACUGUAAGAAUAUUUACAGCGCCGCGCUUGAAACUCUGCGAUAGUAUCGGUAGACAUCGAUAAACAUUUACGGAGAUGAACAUCAAGAAAGGAGAAUGGCAAAUCAGAACGAUCGUCUUGGAUAAAUCGAGGCUUUAAUCAAAUUUUGUGCGAAGGAAUCAAACGCGAUGCAUUUCGCUAAUUAGUCGAUAACGAAGAAUCUCUAGUCGUUAAAGGAGACGAGAAGAGUGAUGUGGAUGGCUCAAUAUGUGAAUCUCGACGGCGAUGAAGACACGUGUAAAAAAAGACAUAUUAGCCAUAUUACGAUGUUAGAUGUUCCUUGUACAUAACGUGAAUUUAUAUAUAUACAUAUAAGGACGCCAAAGAGUUUGCUACUUUGUAAGAAGACCUGUAUCCGCGUAUCGUUUAUUAAUCCUGUUUUCUUUCGGUUGAUGUGUUGAUAUCCACUCGUGACGUCAUACAGGAGAAUGAACGUAAGAGAGAGAUAUUUUUUGAAACGUAAUGAGCGAGCUUGUUUAUCGACGAGAAUGGACUGUUAAAUUUUUGAAGCUUUCAAAACUUCGAAUCUUUAGAGAUUCUUAAUCCUUUGUGGAAUAUUUUCUAUACUUAUAUAAAGUUUGAUUAUAUAAGAAUCUUCUUUCAAAUCCUUUAUCCAUACUUAAGUAAUUCAGAAGAGCUCUGUUGCUCUUAACUAUAGUGCGUGAAUCGAGAUUAACUGAUUAAUGUGAGAAAGAAAAAACCGUCGAUACAAGCCACGUCGCUCAUUAUCGUUACUCUAAUCAACAUUACUUGCCACGCAAGUAGCCCCAUCGCGAACGUAUGUAUUGCACAUAUGAAUUAUGAUACACGAUACGCACGUAGAAUGAUCUUCGUACCCUCUCCAUGUACGCGUAUCUACGCAUAUGUGUUUUAUAUAUAUAUAUAUAUACAUAUAAGAAACCGAAUACAGUUUUAAGUCAUCGUCAUAAAUAUACCUUUAAUUUCUUUAUUUUGGUUUCAACAUAUCUUUUUAUACUAAAUAUGUGUACUAAAUCUGGACUCCGCUUUUAAAUUCUUAAAAUUUUACAAGCCGGUUACAUUUUUAUUAUAAUAGUGUGUGUUUUACAUUCAGGUAUACUAUUCGCGACAAAGGUCCGUUCUCUGUUAUUCUUCGUACAGAACGAACACCACGAAGCGAUCCGAUGUAUUUGAAUCGAUAUAUUGUGGUAUCGAUCCUACAAAGUUCGAAUUCCAUCGGACACACGAUGUGUGAUUGUCUCUCUUUUCUUUUUGUAUAAAUAUAUACAUAUAUAUAGGUGUAAAAUAAAGACUAAUAUAAAUCUGUUAAGCGUAAUACACUGCCACAAGACUACCGAAGUUAAAUAAGGAGAGCUCACGAGCUGCAGUUCUUCUCGCCCUAAAUAAUUUCGCAAAACAAAUUAACGUAUUUAUUUAAACAUAUUAUAUAAUUACGCGCGUCAAUGCAAAAAAUGCGUUCAAAAAAUUUACGUACCACAACUGGAUGAGAUCUUUUUUUUAUUACUUCACAAAUUUUUUUACACGGAAUUAAUAAGUAUUUGUAGAUAAAAAGGAUCACGAUAAGCCGAGUAUUAUCAAAAUCCUUUUUGCAAGAAACGACUUAUCGAUAGAUCGAUAGAGAAAAAGGUCAAAGUUUUUAUACUUAUGCAUCUUUGCUAAACGCAACAUCUCAAGGGGCGCAUCUUGCUUGCUUUCUGCGCAAAACGGCGAUCGCGGCCAUAAAGUGGCUUAAGUUAAUUCCUGAAAUCCUUGAAUCCUUGGAUCCUCGUAAUUAAAGGAUUCUUACCGUCCUAGAGGGAUCUUGUACUUUUGUAAUUAAAUAAACCAUAGCUCGCAGAGCUAAAAGAAUCUCAAAUUGGCAGCAGAAACUUCUGCUUAUAAAAUGAGGAUAAGAAAAGGAUGUAAAAAUAUAUGCACAGACAUAAUACGGCGAACCGAUCCAGAUGCGUCCAAGAUAUGAAAUUUGGAAAUUGGGUAACAAAAGGUAAACACGACGAAAAACGACGUCGUCUCGCCGUAAACGUAAAUUUUAGCAGGAUUUGCAAGCGUAAACUAAAUAUCGUGGGCGUUGUAUAAUAUCAUCAUCAAGUACGGGACAAUCCGAAUAUAAUUAAAGAUUAAGAGACAAAGUUGGUAAUAGUAAUAAAAAGUGAGCGAAGAGAAAAAGAAGGAGGGGAGGAAAACGUGAGAGAGAAAACUAGAAGAAAAAUAUGCCGGAGAGAAUUAAGAAAAGAUGUUUAAGAAAUUUAAAUAACAUAUUAUAAAUAUAUAUAUAUAUAUUAUACACACAUAUUACACAAUUGUAAUAAAUUAUUAUGACGGACAUUAUUAUAUUUAUGUGAGACCUUUAGCUGGCCUCGCGCUCUCCUAGAACGAUACCUCGAAUAUACUUUCCGGCCGAGGGCGAGGCUACCUGUUACGUUUAACGUUUUUGUUGUCAAAUUGUAAAUAUAUAACGAUAUACAUGGAA